AUGGAGGUUGCAAAGCAUCAACGCCUAGAGCCGGAUCUGAUGCCACGACCCAAUACAAGAAGUUUCCAAGACUUCAAGCCAAAGGAGAUCAAGGACUCUGGUCUAUUUCUCGUUGCAGCGAUUGAGAGAGCGGGAGCAGAGUUAAAGUGGUGGGAGGAGGAGCUCGAGCGGCUCCGGCGGACAAAGGCCGCCUACAAUGCUCAGUGA
This is a messenger RNA of Penicillium subrubescens, 207 nucleotides long. RefSeq lists its product as uncharacterized. NCBI's taxonomy places the organism in Eukaryota, Fungi, Ascomycota, Eurotiomycetes, Eurotiales, Aspergillaceae. The transcript has a single exon. The record is from RefSeq and is a predicted model, not a curated record. Bases 1 to 207 code for a protein of 68 amino acids.